AUGGGGGAGAAAACUCUCUCGUCGCGGGCUUUGCUUGCAGUGGCCCCGAUGAUUGCAGUAUCGAAUACGCAUUUUCGGAACUUCAUGCGCCUGAUUACCCGUUAUAGCACCCUCUACACCGAGAUGGUCGUUGACUCCACCAUACUGCACAACACGCAUCAACUGGAAGAAAUUCUUGGUUUCGAUGAAAUCGAGCACCCUAUUGUUUGCCAGCUUGGCGGUUCAAAUCCCCAGACGGUUGCUGAGGCAGCCACGUGGGCACAGAGAGCGGGGUACGACGAACUCAACCUCAACGUUGGGUGCCCGAGCUGCCGAGUUGUGGCCAAGGGUUGCUUCGGAGCGGCGCUGAUGAGAACUCCUGCAAAGGUAAGGGAUAUCGUACAUGAAAUCAAGAGGCGGGUGCAGAUUCCUAUAACUGUGAAGUGCCGACUUGGGAUUGACCACUUGGACUCUCCGGAAUUCACGCGAGACUUCGUAAAUGGGGUAGACCCGAAGAAGAACCGCUCCAUUCCUCCACUGCUUUAUGGAAGGGUGUUUGAACUGUGUGACACCUUCCCCGACCUCCGCUUUUCUCUAAAUGGGGGAGUGAAAACUCUGGAAUUGGCACAAAAACUUCUGAGUGGGGAAUGGAGGGAAGCGGAAGACCCAAGAGUAACGCGCUGUCUUAGCGGGGGAUAUGAAAGUGCAGAUGGGCUGCAGGUCCGAGGGCUGCACGGGGCCUACUCGGACUACCUGGAGCAUUACGAAGCACGCACCGAAAAACGAAAAAGCGCAUUUGUCCUGUUGAAGCCAGUCCUCGGCGUUUUGAGCGGCAUGCCAGGGCAGAGGCACUUCAGAUAUGCCCUUGACACUAAAAUACGCCGCUCAGCUCCGGACGAGACGGCGGUGGAGGUGCUGCACCACGCCAUCGAUGCCGUAGACGAUGAAUUCCCGGGGGUACUCGAUUACCCAUUAAAUAUGGGGAAGAACCCACGAUACGAAGAGAUCAGUUCAUCGUUAGAUCACCUGGGGCGUUUUCCUGAUGAUAUUGCUGUGAAGGAGAACGUCGAAUUAACAUUCUUGUCUCUUAAAGACUUCGCCCGAAGCCCCUUGGGCAUUUGUCACACGUUGCUGGCUAUUUAUGCCACAGGGGGAGCCAUUGGCGCUUCUCUGGCGAACUCCAUCGGUCCUAGAGGAACCCUCAUUGUUGCGUCUGCAGUCCAGCUUGUUGGCUGUUUCGUGGCGUUUGGGCUUGAGGAAUUCAACGAGCUGUUCAACGCACCUCAUUCGCUGCCGGACUUGAGUGUUCUUUCUGUGAAAGUGGAAUUCCAUCGUUUUGGCUCAAUCGCCUACAGAUGUGCUUCGAAUUGCGUAGUUAUGUUUGUGGGCCUCUUCCCGAUAUUGAUGGCGCGUUAUGCGUUUACGCCGAUCGUCGUAAAUAUAUACAGGCUCACACCCUCUCAAAGCAAUCUCCUGGUUACUCUCAUUGGAGCCGUCAUGAUUGCUGCCGAAGGUACCAUCUGCCAGCCGUACGGACGAAAUACACUCAAGAAAGACAAACAUGUACAGGUCUCCUUGCACCUUUGUUGGCCACACGCUACGCCCAAGUAA
This is a messenger RNA of Eimeria maxima, 1590 nucleotides long. Its product is annotated as dihydrouridine synthase domain-containing protein, putative. The coding region runs from base 1 to 1590 and encodes 529 amino acids. Gene Ontology annotation, molecular function: tRNA dihydrouridine synthase activity; flavin adenine dinucleotide binding. The record is from RefSeq and is a predicted model, not a curated record. The transcript has 18 exons. Gene Ontology annotation, biological process: tRNA dihydrouridine synthesis. Lineage: Eukaryota; Apicomplexa; Conoidasida; Eucoccidiorida; Eimeriidae.